AUGGGGAGAAGGAAGCUUCAGCUGAAGCGAAUCGAAGACAAAAGUAAAAGACAGGUGACUUUUUUGAAGAGGAAAAAUGGUUUGAUCAAGAAAGCUGAAGAGCUUGCUGUUCUUUGUGAUGUAGAGCUUGCUCUCCUCAUCUUUUCCCCUACAGGAAAGCUUUAUCAGUUUUCCAGUGGAGAAAGUUUGAAAAAAAUUCUGGACCGCUACUUAGUUCAUGCAGGUGAAGAAGCUGCUGUUUGCAAUAGCGUCAAUGAAGCAAAGAUUCAUGAAGAAUUCAUGGAUAUUUGGAAAGGUACUAGCCUACAGGAAAUGGUUGAAAGACACACUGAAGGUCACAACAUUGAACACCUAAAUAUGACGCAACUCAUGCUGAUGGAGAAGCAAUUGGAUUCCAUAUUAAGACAAACAAGAAAUCGAAAGACACAGGUAAUGAUGGAUACUGUCGCUGCAUUGCAGGAAAAGGAGAAAGAACUGAGGCAAGAAAAUCAUAACAUAGACAAGGAGAUUGCAGCAAGAAUGGACAUGGAAGAUGGCGAAAGAGUGAACCAAGAACCUCAUUCUAGCAUCUACGAACCUCCACUCCAAAGGGGCUUGCUCCACUUGUUCUAG
Durio zibethinus is the source of this 612-nucleotide messenger RNA. The record is from RefSeq and is a predicted model, not a curated record. NCBI's taxonomy places the organism in Eukaryota, Viridiplantae, Streptophyta, Magnoliopsida, Malvales, Malvaceae.